AAAAAUACUGACUUUGUUUAAAUAAAUAUGCAUACAGGAGCACGAGCCAUGAUUCUCAGCCGAUUUCACCGUCAUGUGGAGAUAACGACUACCUACUAAAUUUACAGCAUACGGCGAUUUCCACACCUAUAUCCGAAGAUAUCAAAUUAAUGGGCAUGAAUCCAAUACUUACGCAUCACAUGCAUAAGAGUUAUCGACAUUUUGCAGCGGCCGCUGAAUUGCAUCUCAAUCAUCUGCCACGCAAAUUUAAGGUGGAUUCUGCAAGCCACAAAAAUAUUCGAUUGCACGAGUAUCAGCAGACAAGAUACCAUGCCUAUCCUCAAAGUUAUAUAGCUCAACAGCAAUACCAAUUAUACCGCCAACAAAAUCGGUAUCUACACAAUCACAGUCACCACCAUCUGCCGUACGCAGCUCAUCAAAUAGAUUGCAGUAAUAGAAGUAGCAGUCCGCAAACGCCUGUCUUUAUGCCCGGCCGGGAGAAAUUCUUGAUAAAUAACCUCGGGAAGCACUGUCGCAAUCUGUGGAAAAACGAUCUAAGGUCUCCUCCAAUAAUAACGUCAUCGUCCACAACUGAAAAAGACGAAAAGCAAUAUAUACCAUUUAAGCCGGCGGACGGUGAGAAUAUAUUAUCUGACGCAUUACACCAAACGGAGGAACGAGUCAAGGAACUAUCCAAAGAAAAUUCAAACCUAGAUUUGAGAGAAAAUGCUGUCGCCAAUGAAGUGGACGCUGAACAAAAUAACGCAAUUUUAUCAAAUAAAGGCCAGCAGCUAGAACGUGAAUGUUCGAAAAAGUUAUGAAGUUAGGA
Molecule: messenger RNA, 808 nt
Organism: Rhagoletis pomonella (apple maggot)
Lineage: Eukaryota; Metazoa; Arthropoda; Insecta; Diptera; Tephritidae
Source: RefSeq, a predicted model, not a curated record